UAGCGUUUAAUCAAAUAAAUACAAAUACAAAUCAAUUUAACAAAUCGAAUGAAUUGUCUUGGUGAUGACUUCUCCGGGAUGGUACAAAUUGCUCCAAAUGGAUAUUCAAAAUUAGAAAUCCCUGACGAGCAAAUUUCAGCCAAACAGACUAAAGAACCAUUUAAAUGUCCCCCGGGACAGCCAUGCUACUUCCAAAUAUGGUAGAGGCAGAACUCGAAGAACCACUUUUCUGCAAUUAAAUUACCUUUUUCCAUAUAUGGGCAUGCUCCUCGGGGAUGUCCUCAUUAUUCAUCAACCUUAAGACAAUUCCUCACGCCAUAAAGGAAUAGUCGAACCUGUCAUCAAAGGUAAUCAAUUUUACAGGCACACGUAUUUUCCAGGCUUUUCGCACGCAUGUGUGAUCUGGGGUAAAGCGGAAUUGACGGGAGGCCCACCGGAGCCCGCAGUCACACCAGGUGUGUUAAGACGGUUGUCUCUCUCAUCUCCACCGCCCUGGGCACUUCUGUCGCCAUCUUGGACAAUUACUGUCUCUCCGUCCCGUGAUUCCACGUCACAAACAUCCUUGUUAUUGUUCAAACCUGAGUAACCGGCAACGAUCCGCCCUACGUCAUCAGCUUUUUUCCACUCCCAGAGGGGAAGGUUUUAUAUUAGGGUCGCGGGCGGUUGUGAUCCCAGUUUGAUAGUUGGGAUCGCGACCGAACACACGCAGACGUCACCCCGGUCCCAGCACCACCAUGCCGGUAAGCCGUCUCUACGGUCAGGAAAACAGAAAGACGGCAGGACAAAAGCUCGCCCGAACCGACAGCGAGGAAGAACUGUCUGCCCUGUCAGACAGGAAUUACAAUCCGCGUUCCUCGGGCGCCAUCUUAGGUGGAGUGCCGGGCAAGCGAGCCCGAUUCCGGUCGCCGGGUUCCACCAACAUGCAAGCCAACGGAACAGCCGCGGGAGGGGAGGACAUGGCGGCCCGCCGGAAGGCCAUGAUGGCCGUCAAGAUGGCCAACACGUUCAUGAACUGUAAGAAUUACGAGAAGGCGCUGAAGCACUGGACCGACGCGGUUGAGGCGUGCCCCACCUGUCCAGACUACCUGGCGGGGAGGGCCGGUUGUAACAUCAUGCUAGGCAAGUACGAGGACGCCAUUAUGGACGCGGUCCAAGCCACCGACUUCGCUCCGGACUGUAUAGACGCAUACUGCAGUCACGGAGAGUGCCUACUCGCUCUGGGACGUCCCAAAGAAGCCACUGCAGUCUACACCAAAGCCCAGAUGCUCGAGCCGAAAAACCAGGCCAUUUCCAGCGACCUCCGGGUCGCCAAAGACCUGAUUCAUUUACAGUCUUUCGCCGAGCGUGACAUGGAUAAAGGAGACUACAGACGGGUGUUGUUUUACAUGGACAAAGCGAUAAAGCAAGUCCCACAGUGUGCUAAAUACAGGGUGUACAAGGGAGAGAGUAUGGUUAUGAUGCGGAACUACAGCGAAGCACACGAAGUACUAAGCGAGGUUCUAGAGUACCAACCCCAGAAUGUAGACGCUCUGUACGCCAUGGGACUGUGUCUGUACUACCAGGGGAACAUUGACGACGCCUUCGUACAUUUUGAACAGGUGUUGGACAUUUCUCCAGAGCACGAGAAGACAAAUGCUGCCCUAGAAAAGGCCCAGGCGCUCGCCACGAAGAAAGAAGAAGGUAACGAUGCCUUCAAGGCAAACAAAUACGAGGAGGCGUUCGACAGGUAUACGGAGGCGCUCGCCAUUGACCCACUGAUCGAUCUGACGAACUCAAAACUGUACUACAACCGCGCCGUGGUCUGCGUAAAAAUGAACAAACUCAUGCAGGCCAUCGAAGACUGCACAAACGCCAUCAGAUUGGAUGAAUCAUACACAAAGGCCUACCUCCGGAGGGCCAAGUGCUACACGGAGAUGGAACAAUUCGAACAGGCUGUUUCAGACUACGAAAAAGUGUGCGAACAAGACAGAACGCACGAGCACCUGCAGUUUCUCCAGGAGGCGAAGAAGGCACUGAAGAGAAGCACGUCAAGGGACUAUUAUCAAAUCCUGGGAGUAGAGCGGACGGCAAGUGUCGACGUCAUCAAGAAAGCGUACAGAAAGAAGGCAAAGGAAUGUCAUCCUGACAAGAACGUGGAUUCUAGCGAGGAGGAGAAAGCCAUACAAGAAAAGAGGUUUAAGGAGAUCAGCGAAGCGUACGGCGUGCUGUCUGACGCCGAGGAAAAACGGCGUUAUGAUUUGGAACAAGCCAUGGAGGGGGUACAGGACGCUUUCGGCGGGUUUUCUAAGUUCGGAACUGGUAACGUACCACCCCAGACUCAGAGGACUGGUAGAUUUGGACACAAUGCUUACAACGCUAACCCGGGAGCUCAGACGGGGGCUAACCCCGGUGGAAGACAACGCUAUGGGUUUGCUAGUAGAGGAUUCACAAAUAGUCGAUUCAAGUUUCACCAUGUAUGACGCAACAAUGGGGUUAGGGCUUGAAGUAGUAAUAUGUAACUGCUUGAGUAUGCAUACUUCCUGUCUAGAGCAGGUAACCACUUAUUAGGAUAGAUUAAAGUACGGCUAGUUUUACUUGCCAUGAAAGUAAGUCUGAAUUCGUUGUGAAAAAGGUUCUUUUACCCGGAAUUGCCUUUUCUUGCCCGAAGACUCGUUUUGCUCUCAGUCGCUUUUGAAAUUGUAAUAUUGGUGAAAGGUCCUGGCAAUGACUUAUACAGGAAGUAUCCUGCCCUCUGUUUUCUUUCACAAAAUAAUAUAUUGAAAGCCAUAUUCUAUUUCAUUGUUGUAUGCCUGAAGUAGCAGACACAUGGGCACGUGAACAGCGCUGAUAUGUCCAAUGUUUUCUAUGCAGGUAAUAUAGUUUAAUACGAGCUUGUGCUUAAUACAUAUCUGUUCUAUGAACAAUCAAUGCUAUUCUAAACAGUAGAUUUUGUACUGGUGGGGAACGGUGCAACGGGUGGGUUAUGGUGAAUAAAGGCCUCUAUCUUCUCGAUUA
Molecule: messenger RNA, 2994 nt
Organism: Branchiostoma floridae (Florida lancelet)
Lineage: Eukaryota; Metazoa; Chordata; Leptocardii; Amphioxiformes; Branchiostomatidae
Product: dnaJ homolog subfamily C member 7-like
Exons: 1
Coding region: 735-2459 (574 amino acids)
Molecular function (GO): protein binding
Source: RefSeq, a predicted model, not a curated record